Molecule: messenger RNA, 1794 nt
Organism: Mercurialis annua (annual mercury)
Lineage: Eukaryota; Viridiplantae; Streptophyta; Magnoliopsida; Malpighiales; Euphorbiaceae
Exons: 2
Coding region: 62-787 (241 amino acids)
Molecular function (GO): S-adenosylmethionine-dependent methyltransferase activity
Source: RefSeq, a predicted model, not a curated record
UCUUCUUCAAAAACUAGAUCAGACAGACCCCUUGAUCUAACAUUCCCCAACAAAGGCACAAAUGGAGAGACACAUUGAGAAUUUCCUGCACAAACUCUCAAUAAUAUGCAUAAUAAUCUCAACAAUACUCCUCCUCCAUCUAUACUUCCAAACCCCCGCCACGUGCGUCUCCCCCACCACACCCAUCACAAAGCCCCACCUCAAAUUCCCCACCUCAACCUGCGACCCCUCCCUCCUCCACCAGCGCCCCCACCUGCCCCUCUCCAAGAAGAAUCAACGCCUCUGGUCAUCCCACUCCUGGCUCACCCAGCUCUCCUCCUACACCGCAUUCUUCACCGCUCUCCAAACCCUCAACCUCCUCCACAACCACUCCAAAGUCAUCUGCGUCUCCGCCGGCGCCGGCCAAGAAGUCAUGGCUUUGAACGAACUGGGUGUGGCUGAUGUGACCGGUGUCGAGGUUGUUGAUGCUCUGCCUCUUGUGAAGAAAGCUGAUCCUAGUAACUUGCCGUUUUUCGAUGGGGUUUUCGAUGUGGGGUUUAGCUCUAAGGUGAUGGUGAGUUUGUUUCCUUUGAGAUUUGUUGGGGAGAUGGAGAGGAGUGUUCGGGUUGGUGGGGUUUGUGUUUUGGUUGUUGAGGAGUGUGGGGAGAGUGAUGUGAGGGAGAUUGUUGGGUUGUUUGGGAAGUCUAGGUUUGUUGGUGCUCAGAAUGUUAGUUUGAUUGGGACUAGAAUGACGAGGAUUAUAAUGCGAGUUGUUGGCGUUUCUUCGUCUUCUUCUACGUCGCCAUGAAUUAUUUGGAGGGAGUCAUGUACAUGUUACCAGAGGUGGAUGAAAGGAAUGAUGAUUAUGGUAAGAGUCAAAGUCCAACAUAGUGAUAUUCAAGUGAUUCUUGUAACGAGCGAAGUCAUGGAAAAUUGGAGGGAAAACAAACUAAUAAUAACACAACUGCUUAUGGUCCAUUCAAAUCUGAGAUUCAAGCAAAGAUCUUUCCAUGUAAAUUAACAUAGUAACAUGAUGAUUAAAAUACUCCAAAAGAAACUAAAAGUUUUGGUAUGCGAAGCAGAUUCCUUUCUAUUUUCAAGUGUACAAUUUUGACAUCAUGAAGAUCAAUGCUGGCCUCCAAAUUUUCCGCCUUGUCAUGGACAGUUAUGUGUAUUAAGGUUUGAUGGUAGCUCAGAUAGUGGCUGCUAGUUUGAUGGAACCAUUAAAUCUGGUCAAGACUCAUGGAUUUAUUGUUACCGUCACAAUACCAACAAUGAUAACGAUUUUUAUAUAACAAAGGAGCUUCAAGCUAAGAAUCUGCUGAGUAUAUAAUUCCACUUUUAUAUACUUGCAGCUUUAUGGUUCUUUUAUUUGAUUUCAAUCUUAAUGGUAUUUGUUCUAGCAAUAUCAGUUGUGAUUGCAAGCCUACUGUUACUAGAGUUGGUAAGAUCGAUUACCAAAAAUUGACCCUUAAAGACGAGGGUUUUUAAUUAGAAUGUACCAGUAAGUGAGUAAAUAAUAUUUGUAGAAGCUGAUGGCUGAAGUAUGAAAAAUUCCAGAUAUUAAAGUUAGAGUUAGACGAGCAGUAUCACUGUAUCAGGGAUGUGAAUGUAGAUAUAGUUGUUAGUCGGCUACCUUCAUGAAAUGAGGAGUUUAUCUGUGUUUGAGUUGCUAGGAUCAGUUCCAUGCAUGCAGGAUGUGAUCAUUCUCUUGUACAGAUAGAUUGUUUGAUCAAUUACAAUUUUUUUUCUCCCUCUCUUUUCUCUCUCCCCCUUAUUAUACUAAUGUUGAGAAGUCAGUAGAUGAAAGUACUU